AUGGGUUUUCGUCUACCCGGUAUCAGAAGGGCAUCAUUUUCUGCAAACCAAGCAUCUUCAAAAGCUGUGGAGGUGCCAAAGGGCUAUCUUGCAGUCUACGUUGGAGAAAAAUUGAAGCGGUUUGCGAUCCCAAUAUCAUACUUGACCCAACCUUCAUUCCAAGACUUGUUGAGUCAAGCUGAGGAAGAGUUUGGAUAUGAUCAUCCAAUGGGUGGUCUUACAAUUCCCUGCAGUGAAGAUGUCUUCCAAACAAUAACAUCACGCUUGUAUAAACUAUAA
Sphenostylis stenocarpa is the source of this 279-nucleotide messenger RNA. Lineage: Eukaryota; Viridiplantae; Streptophyta; Magnoliopsida; Fabales; Fabaceae. The record is from the annotation of a GenBank genome assembly.